Messenger RNA from Elgaria multicarinata webbii, 981 nucleotides. RefSeq names its product olfactory receptor 6B1-like. Bases 22 to 981 code for a protein of 319 amino acids. Gene Ontology annotation, biological process: G protein-coupled receptor signaling pathway. Gene Ontology annotation, molecular function: G protein-coupled receptor activity; olfactory receptor activity. The record is from RefSeq and is a predicted model, not a curated record. NCBI's taxonomy places the organism in Eukaryota, Metazoa, Chordata, Lepidosauria, Squamata, Anguidae. The transcript has a single exon. Gene Ontology annotation, cellular component: membrane.
CUGCAGGUAUCUAUAUAAGGCAUGGAACUAGAAAACCAGACCAGAGUCCAGGAGUUUAUCCUCCUGGGUUUCCCAACUGUCACGGAACUUCAGAUAUUGCUGUUUGUAAUAUUUCUUAGUGUCUAUAUCCUGACCCUGCUUGAGAACCUUGUGAUCAUCACUCUAAUCAGAACAAACAGCCAUCUUCAAAAACCCAUGUACUUUUUCCUUAGUCACUUGUCUUUCCUGGAGACCUGGUAUAUUUCUGUGACUGUUCCCAAGCUCCUUGUUAAUUUCUUAGCAGAGAACAAGAGCAUUUCCUUUGAAGGCUGCAUGGCCCAACUCUACUUCUUCAUAUCUCUAGUCUGCACUGAGUGCGUCCUCCUGGCUGCCAUGGCUUACGAUCGCUAUGUUGCCAUUUGCAACCCACUACGCUACCCAGUCAUAAUGAGUGCCCAGUUCUGCUUGCAGCUAGCAGUGGGAUCGUGGAUGGCUGGUUUCCUCAUCUCUAUGCUCAAGGUCUUUUUCAUUUCCCGGUUGAGUUUCUGUGGCCCAAACAUCAUCAACCAUUUCUUCUGUGACAUUUCACCUUUGCUCAACCUCUCCUGCACAGAUCGAACAGUGGCUGAGAUGGUAGACUUUGUAUUUGCCCUCCUCAUCCUCCUCAUUCCUCUGUCAGUCACUAUUGGCUCCUAUGUCUGCAUAAUAGGCACCAUUUUACGUAUCCCCACAGCCCAGGGGAAAAGAAAAGCCUUUUCCACCUGUGCCUCGCACCUCACUGUGGUUGUUAUCUUCUACUCAGCUACCCUCUUCAUGUAUGCUCGACCAAGGAGAAUCCAUUCUUUUGACCUCAAUAAGCUUGUGUCGGUUGUAUACACCAUAGUCACCCCCAUGUUGAAUCCCUGCAUUUACUGCCUAAGGAAUCAAGAUGUCAAGGAAGCCCUGAAAAAGUGUUGUUGUAGCUUUAGUGCUGAUACUAUGAUUACCUCUAGUGACCAUUAG